Messenger RNA from Guillardia theta CCMP2712, 2280 nucleotides. RefSeq lists its product as hypothetical. NCBI's taxonomy places the organism in Eukaryota, Cryptophyceae, Pyrenomonadales, Geminigeraceae. The coding region runs from base 1 to 2280 and encodes 759 amino acids. The record is from RefSeq and is a predicted model, not a curated record. Gene Ontology annotation, molecular function: protein binding. The transcript is spliced from 2 exons.
AUGAGAACUUCCAUCUCCGCUGCCGCAAGGCUGGACGAUGCGAUCCUCGCUUCCUGCCCCGACCACAAGAACUCAAGGCUUAUCAUCGCUAACAGGCAGGGCAUAAAUCAGAUCCGUGCGGAGACGUUGAUCAUGGCGGCAGAAUGGCUGGACGAGAGUACAGAGGGGUACCAGCGAUACAGCAACCACCUUCGCAGCAUAUCCUCCAUUGCCAUCCGGGAAGACGGCCAGUUCCUCGUCACCUGCUCCAACAUCGAAGAUUUUUGCAUCGUUCACAAGAUCAGCCGGUUUGGCGGGAGCCGCCUCAUGCUGCAUCAGGUCAUUGAGACCAAGGAGACUGUCUUGUGCGUUGCGUACGGGGUCUCGGACAAUGUCCUCCUGGUUUCCACUGCAGACAAGAGAGUUCGAUGCUGGGACCUGCAGGGGAAGGACAGGUUUGUCGUGUCCACAGCUAUGGUGCACGAGGCGCGGGUGACAAGCAUGCGGUGCUGCCUGCAUGCAGUGAAGAGAAAGCGCUUGUUGGGGUGCGUCUGUGCAGACGGAGGCGUGUGGAUCUGGGACUACAUGAGGCACACGCUGCUCAGCAAGAUCGUCCUGCAGCCUCGGAACUUCCCGUUGCCGUCGCCCCUCAAGGAACGGGCGGGGGAGGGAGGGACGUGGAGGGGGCACACAGACGCUGUUGUGCAUAUCGACUUCUCUGAGGAUGGGAUGCUUGCAGCAACAGCUAGCAGAGAUUCCUCCUGCAAGGUCUGGAACCUCGUCCCCGUCCUCUACGAGGAGGAGGAGGCGGAGAGGCUGUUGUGCAUGGGACACGCCAUGUUUCUUGCUGAGGUCCAGGAGGCUGUGGAGACUACCGGGGGCUCUGCUCUCCUAUCCACUGACCUCCAUCACUUCGGGCCCUGUACAAGUUGCUCCUUCCUCCUUCUUCAGGGCAGACAGCUCCUCGUCACCGUCUCCGAGGACGGUUCUUGUGUCGGGUGGUACCCAGAGAGCGGAGACAAGGUUUUCAAGAUCUGCAUGCUGGGCGGAAGGAGAAUCAGAUUGCUGGAAGCUCAGCAGUCAGCAAGGCAGGACUCUCUUUCCUCCUCCUCCGUGCUGUUACACUUCACCGUCGGCAAGUGGCUGCUCUCAGUCAAGUUGGAGCAGGGCAAAGGCGAUGCAGGAGUUGCAGGAUCUCUCAGCCAGUUUGAGGAAGAGCGGGAGGAUGUGGAGGACGAGGAAAACAAGGAGAAAGGAGGAGUGAGAGCGGCAGGACAGACCAUGAAUUGUUUCGACUGCCCCUGGCUUGUCAUUCUCCGCCAGCAGUUCAUACAGGCUGGGAUCCAACUGAAAGAGAUCCCGUGGCUCCUUUCCUCGCAGCUCCUUCCUGCUUGGCUCCUCCUUGAAGUCCUCUUGCAUGGUGUGGGUCUGACUCCCGGGAACAGAACUUCCUUCAGAUCCUCUCUUCUUACGCUAGGAAUCUCUGCAAGCUCUUUCCUCGCCCUCGUCGCCGUCCGCUGCUCUACCGACAACCUCUCCAAGUACAUCCUCAUGAUCUUCGCCAACGCAAACCCUGUUCGUCGAGAUGGGACCAGACUGGAUCUUCCAGGGGUGAAGACGAUCUCACAGCACAUCGAGCAGGAGCAGGAGAGGGCGAGUCUACAGAGCGCCACUUAUAACAGCGUGAGGGGAGCGAGCCAAGUAAUCGACACGGGCCUGAGAAGCUGCAUCUCCUUCUACCCCUGGCCGGGCAUGGGGAGCAUCCGAAACCUCGCCUACGUCAAGCAGGGGGACUUACUCGGGUCCUCCUCCUCGCCCAUCGACAAAGUCCAGGUGGAGGCGACGCACCUCAGCAGGCUGUCGCAGCGAUCAGGGGCGGAGGAGCUGCUAGCCUCGCUGCAGUCGAUGAGAGCACUGGACGGAGAGGACAGUCGGAUGCGUCGUGACGAGUACCUGGAGGACAUGACCAGCCCGGGCAUGACCAAGGUGGUGAAGGAGAUCUUGCAGGAGGAGGAGGCGAACUCGCACAGGAAGCGAGAAGGAAGCAGAAUCGUCUCAUACUAUCCCUCCUCCUCGCCCAGGAGCCGAGUGAAUGUCGCUGCUGCGGCAAGGAAGGCAGCUGCCACGUCAUCCUCUGCUCCGUCGGACAAGAGCUGGAGCUCUCGUCCGAAGAAGGUGGUGGAAGUCAAGAUGAACAGCCUGCCGACCUUCGGAGGAGGCGAGGGGCUGGCUUCAUCGUUGGAGGGCGAGCAGAGCAACCGCAACGGUGAGAGAAGGAGAGGAGGAUGCGAGGGAAAGUGA